Molecule: messenger RNA, 3886 nt
Organism: Vidua macroura (Pin-tailed whydah)
Lineage: Eukaryota; Metazoa; Chordata; Aves; Passeriformes; Viduidae
Gene: SECISBP2
Product: SECIS binding protein 2
Exons: 18
Coding region: 37-2580 (847 amino acids)
Biological process (GO): selenocysteine incorporation
Cellular component (GO): ribonucleoprotein complex
Molecular function (GO): mRNA 3'-UTR binding; ribonucleoprotein complex binding; selenocysteine insertion sequence binding
Source: RefSeq, a predicted model, not a curated record
GCCGGGCGGCGGGAGCGGGGCCGCGCCCCCCGCGCCAUGUCGGCCGAGAGGCGGCCGCGCUCGGGCCGCGGCGGCGAGGGCAUCAAGUUGUCAGCAGAGGUCAAACCAUUUGUUCCAAAGCAUGCGGCGGUAACUGUGGCAUGGUCAGAAUCCUCAGAAGCAUGUGUCUUUCCUAGGUACUUAACUACAUGCUACCCAUUUGUUCAGGAACCAUCUUUGGAUAAUGUUCUGGGAGAUCCUGCCUUCUGUGAAUACUCCAGCUGCUCUUACUCACCUGAUGUUGUUGCAAAUGUGUAUCCAGUAGCUGGCUCACAGUAUCAGUCUAACAACUCAACACUCUAUAACGGUUCAGGAAUAGUCAGUGAAUCUGCUGAACAAACAUAUCCAGUCAGACAAGAAAGUAGGAGUCUUUCAAAGCAGAGGAGAUCAAAAGAAGGUGAGAAAAAACUGGACAAAAAAAGGCAUGAUGGAGGUGAAGCUUCUGUCAGAAUUGUGAACAGGACUUCAUUCCAGACUUCUACAUGCAGCAGAGAUUCCGUGAAGCCAGACAGGUUCAAUAAAGCUACAAACAAGAAGUCAACUGAAAUUCCAAAACCAGAGUCUCAUCCUGUACCCACAUUUGAAGCUGGCAUUCUGGAUUUCCACAAGUCACAGAGUUUGGGAAGCAGUGAAGUACUGAAUGUACACCAUAAAAAUACACCAGAAGAUACUUCUGCAAAAAGCAAAGCUUCACCAAAAGCUUCAGAUGAAGCAGGAGCCAAUUUAAUUCCCUCUUCAUUUGAUGGUAGGGUGUCAUUUCCUGAAGCACCUGCAGAUGGCUCUGCUCAGCCACAUGUGUCUUGGGCCUUGGUACUUUCGCAGCCCCCAAAGAAAAUUGUUUCAUCACCAGCAUCUGAAGGUCUUUCCAGAGGCAAAGGGAAGCAGGAGAGUGAACCAAAGCAGUCAGAAACAAAAAAUAUUGCAAGUGAAACUGAGCCUGAAGAAGGGUCAGAAAAGAAGAAAAAAAAGAAGAAAAAGAAGAAAAAACUAAAGUCACCCACUGAUGUAGAAAGACCUCAAAGUGAAUCUAACACAAUACAGGAACCACCGAAGAUUGAGGAUGUUGAGGAGUUUCCUCAUCUGGCAGCUGCUUCAGAUAAGAGAAACAGGAUAGGACCUCAGAAACCAUCCUUUACUUCUGCAGUCAGAAAGCAGUCUGAGGUCCAUCUCUCCGAAGAGCCUUGUGAUAGUCGGUCUCCCUCUCUGGAUGAAACUCCCAAGGUGGAUGGACAGUCAGGGAAACAAGCUUCAUCUUCUGUAUUUGAAAGAAAGAAAACUCAGGAAACAUCCAGGAGCAGUGGUAAGAAGAGUCAAAUUCCAGUGCAGUUGGAUUUGGGUGGCAUGCUUGCAGUCUUGGAGCAGAAGCAGCAAACAGAGAAGUCAAAACAGUCUCCUAAACCUGUGGUAUUUUCAGUUGGUGGUGCUGUACCAUUGCUAUCUAAAGACCCUGCUACUGCCACGAGAAGUCACCGUUUAAACCAAGGAAAGAUGCCUCAUAAUCCCUUGGAUUCCAGCGCUCCUUUGGUAAAGAAAGGGAAACAGAGAGAAGUACCUAAAGCAAAGAGACCAACACCUCUUAAAAAGAUUAUUCUGAAAGAAAGAGAACAAAGAAAACAGCAGCACCUGUUAGAACAGAAAGCAGCACCGAAAGAUGAAGAUAACAUUUGUCAGACAGAAGGAAAUGUUACUGAAAACGCAACACUUCUACAGGAUAGUCAAGCAGCUGUUGCUGUUACACAAGUUGCUGAAGGGUUUCCAGAGCACACGGGGAUCAAGGAAUCUAAAGAAGGUUCUGUGACUACAAAGCAGCUAACUGCCACUCUUCCAAAAAUCCACAGCAGGAAUUUUAGAGAUUACUGCAGCCAGGUACUUAGUAAAGAAGUUGACAGUUGUGUGACAGAUCUCUUAAAAGAACUGGUUCGUUUCCAAGAUCGCUUGUAUCAGAAAGACCCAGUAAAGGCCAAGAUAAAACGCAGGCUUGUUAUGGGUCUUAGAGAAGUUCUGAAACAUCUGAAGCUGAAAAAACUGAAGUGUGUCAUCAUCUCUCCUAACUGUGAAAAGAUUCAGUCAAAAGGUGGGCUGGACGAGACCCUACACAACAUUAUUGACUGUGCCUGUGAGCAGAAUAUCCCGUUUGUUUUUGCCCUUAAUCGCAAGGCCCUGGGCCGCUGUGUGAACAAAGCAGUGCCUGUCAGUGUGGUGGGAAUUUUCAGUUAUGAUGGGGCUCAGGACCAUUUUCAUAGAAUGGUACAGCUGACAACAGAGGCUAGGAAGGCCUACAAAGAUAUGAUAGCAGCUUUAGAGGAAGAAGCUAAAGCAGGACAAAGAGAAACCCAACCCAGCAUCUUAACUCCUGAAACUGAAAAAAAAGGCUUGUUAGAAACUUGUAAAACAUUUUCCAAGGACUCAGAUGAGGAUGUACCAAAUUACAUUAAAGUCUGGAAGAGAAAACUUGAAGAAGAAUAUAACCCCUAUGCACUGGAAUUAGAAAAGAGUGCAACUGCUGACAUGGCGAUACUGAAUUUGGAAGACCAUCAGUAAAUCCAGAUCCAGCUCUAUUGGGCUUUUAAUUUUUUUCUGUUAGAUUCCUAGGAAGAAGGUAGCAAAAAUAACAUAAUCUAAAGAUAUACCUGAAGUUAGCUAAGCAGACUGUUCUGAAUCCCUUUAAGCAAAAUACACACUGGAGCACAUGAGGCACUGGUUAAUGUCUCUGUAUUUUAUGUGUUUCUCUGAUUACUACAGUAGAUGACAACACCAAAUUGUUGUAGCACCAAACCACUUGAACUGGCUUGGCAUACUUUAAUGAUUUUAUGGACUAGCAUUGAUUUCUUGGGGUAGAAUGUACCAAAAGAAUCUGAUAGAAAACUAAUUUUCUUCUGGAAGAGAUUCCUUGAGCCAGAAGGGGCUAAAGGAGAGUUGCCCUUAAUUUUUAAUUCCUGCAUAAAAAACUUCAGCUGUUGUUUGAUUGUGGGUUUGUUCUUAGUUUUUCUUCUAAAUAAGCCUGCUCAGAAGAGCAGGCUGCUAUCAAUGUCACUUUAUUCUAGUCAGCAACAAAUUAAUUUGAGGCAGGUAGCUUGAUUUAAACUAAUUAAGGAAGGCCAUGAUGACAAAGUUCCUAGUUAGCUCUUCUGUGUUGUUCUUUGGGGAUCAUAUAUCAGGUGCGAAGGAGAUAGCACAGACUACAAGGGUCUGAAAUUCCUGAAGUGAAUGUGCUCCAUUUAGAUUUUUUAUAAAUUUGAUGUUUCUGUUGCUACUGGGAGUAGUUUAUUAUACAUCCUGCUUUGAAGUUAAAGGAUGUUGCAGGACAGAAAAUGUGCUAGCCUGCUUAUUUGUACCAUCUCCUUGCUGAGACUCCUCAUUCCUUCAGUUUGGAGUUGUGUUGUUAUAUAAAACUAUGAGCUUUUGAGAAAUCCCAGUUUGUAUCUAAAUAGAAAAAAAUUUAUAUCUUAACAAGAAAUGAAGUUUGUAUCCUAGUGGAAAUAAAAUUUUAAAAACAAAAUGUGUUUAUAGUAGUGGUGGAGCACCUCAGUAGGAAUGGUCUAUAUACACAGUUUUUUGAGGACAAGCCUAAAGAAAGUAAUUGGAGGGAUGCACAUAUAACUUGUGUCAGCUUUUCUGAAAGGUGAUACAGAUGCCAUAUGCUGCUCAGCAUCUCUGAGGUGUGUCUGCAAGCGCUUCACCAUACUGAACAUUUGUAGUGCAAUACUUUGGAAAGUAGCUGCCUUGUGAUGAUAGAAGUGGUGUAAAAAGCUUCAAAUAAUUUUGAAAUGCAAACAGUUUUGUAGACUAUAAAUUGUAUAAAAUCUGUUACAAUAUAUUGAUUCUAUAAAGAAUGCUUGUGACUUAA